Myxozyma melibiosi is the source of this 984-nucleotide messenger RNA. Its product is annotated as putative FAD synthetase. The transcript has a single exon. Bases 300 to 818 code for a protein of 172 amino acids. Gene Ontology annotation, molecular function: FMN adenylyltransferase activity. Lineage: Eukaryota; Fungi; Ascomycota; Lipomycetes; Lipomycetales; Lipomycetaceae. The record is from RefSeq and is a predicted model, not a curated record. Gene Ontology annotation, biological process: FAD biosynthetic process.
GAUGACACAAACUAGACCGGCACUACAGACGACGGCGUCGACUAUCCCUCUGGUGAAUGAAUGUGCGAGGUUAGCGCGGAAGGUGGAUGAGUUUCUAGGAUCAGCGAGUGGAGAAGGAGAUGUGCGGAGUCGGACGAUUGAGAGGACGAGGAAGUCGUUGGAGGUUAUUAGUGAGGGGUUGAGGAGAUAUACGUAUGUAUCAAGUUGAAUGAUUGGUGAUGAGAAGAGAGAUUAUUGACUAGAAGUAUAGAUUUGAUGAACUUGCGAUAUCGUUCAAUGGAGGAAAGGAUUGCCUGGUGAUGCUGGUGCUGCUGCUGGCGAGUAUACACUACCACAAAGCAGAGUAUGCACCCCAGCGGAUCCACAGCGUGUACGUGCAAUCCGCCAACGCGUUUGAGGAAGUGGAUGAGUUUGUGAUGGAAUGCGGGGAGCAGUACUCGCUCGACCUGAUCCGGGUUCCGGGCCCGAUGAAGGCCGCGUUUGAGAAGUUUCUGAGCGCGCGCCCGCAGAUCAAGGCGAUUAUGGUCGGAACCCGCCGGACGGAUCCGAACGGUGCGGGAUUGGGGGAUUUCGACGAGACAGAUGGGGGAUGGCCGCGGUUUAUGCGGAUCCAGCCGGUGAUUGAGUGGCAGUACGAGGAGGUGUGGUUUUUUCUGAGGGAGGUGGGGAUCAAGUACUGCGUGCUGUAUGACCUGGGGUAUACUUCUCUAGGAGGAACUACGGACACGUUCAAGAAUCCUGCGCUGAGGGUGGGCGAGGAGUAUCUGCCCGCACACGAGCUCGAGGACGGGACGAAGGAGAGGAUGGGGAGGGCGUAGGUUAGAUAAGCAUGACGUAAUAUAUGUUAGUAAAGUGUUUGUCAGCAAGAGAAGGUGAGACAGGGGCAGAACCGGCGGUUGGGUACGGCUGCAGCGGUACUCUGCUGCCCUUUGCUUAAGACUGUAGUGGUGCUAUUAGUUGGGUAGAUAUAGAUGAGAUAUAAGC